AUGAAAAUUCAUUUCGCAGUUUUCGAAUUAUUGAAAAACCAAGCGCUAGAACGAUGUUCUGAAAACUACGUAUCUCUCGUAAAAGGAUAUGCAGAGACGAUUCAAGAGCUCUUUCCCACAUUUGAAUUACCCAUUCAAAAAGUAGCAAAUCGAGGAAGAAGAGAAUUGAGCGUCGAAUUGACUCCCGAAUCACUCAGGGGCGAGUAUGACUACGAGACGUUUACGGAGAUGGUGACUAAAGACAUGGCAAGGAUAAACAAGGGCAAGAAAGACAUGGAGAUUGCCCUUGAAGUUUUCAGAAGACGCAGACGUCCCUACGGCUCUGGCGUCGAAGAAGACAGUCUACUACCAAAUUUCCAAUGUGUUGAUUUCAAACGACUUAAGGGUGUCCCUCACCUGGAUUUUUUCUGCGAGAUCUGCGCCGAGCUCCCAUAUGGUUCCACAAUCGAGUCCUGCCGCCACGAUUUCGGCGAGCACUGCUUCAUCUCUAACAUAGAAAAAAGCCUGUUGAGUUCCAAUUACCACGGGCCGCUUGUUUACAAAUCAGAAGAUUCCGCUCAAUCACCGUAA
Molecule: messenger RNA, 570 nt
Organism: Oikopleura dioica
Lineage: Eukaryota; Metazoa; Chordata; Appendicularia; Copelata; Oikopleuridae
Source: the annotation of a GenBank genome assembly